This is a messenger RNA of Penicillium cinerascens, 4887 nucleotides long. RefSeq lists its product as uncharacterized. The coding region runs from base 1 to 4887 and encodes 1628 amino acids. The transcript is spliced from 8 exons. Lineage: Eukaryota; Fungi; Ascomycota; Eurotiomycetes; Eurotiales; Aspergillaceae. The record is from RefSeq and is a predicted model, not a curated record. Gene Ontology annotation, biological process: tRNA methylation. Gene Ontology annotation, cellular component: cytosol.
AUGGAGGAAAUUACGCAAAAUGCACAAUUUUUGUCCGAAAAGACCCUGCAAGAGAUCGCUAAGGGCCCAUUAGUUAAGUUUACCGUGUCAAAUGAUGACAGCGAGAAGGUGAAUCGGGUUUGGCAGUCACUCAUUCAGACAGCAUCGAACCCGUCUUUGUCUAAUCAGCAUACAGCAGCAGCCUACCACGCUGUUUCAGCUUUCAUUGAUGCUGCUGCCAAUUCGAAACAUGAAUGUACCAAGCAAUUGGCCCUGAAAUCCGAGACUUGGCUGGCAAUAUUCGAUAUCUUCUUGAGCCGCUACGAAGAUGCCAAGCCCAAGCCCUUGAAGCAGCUAAUAGGGUCCCUCACGACUAUCUUGGUCAAACAUUACCGGGGUGAGCAGAGAAAUACUAUUCAGCAGACUGUUGCAAAAGCAAUUCUGCCCAGUGUUGUCCUUGGUGAACCCCGUUCGCGGCUGAAGGGUUCCCUUGUCUGUUUGGAGAUCUUCCUCCGCAAGGGAGCCAUUUUGCCCUCGGAGUUGAUCUCGUUAUUGCAGGUUUGGCUUGGAGAAAACCGCGAAAAAUGGUUAUCGGUAUUUGAAAAGGAUCACGAGGCCCUAUACCCCGAAACCUCUGAUUUUUCCACAAUCUCAGCCGGGGUUCCAUCGGAGGAACUGGCUACAAAGAUCUUUAUCCUCGGUCUCUUGACUCAAACCAACAAUCGUCAAAUGUCUGGGACAAGUGGUAGUGUGUUGGCCGCUUUCUUGCAAAAAUUGAAGGGCAAGACUAUGACUCGACAGGUAUCCAAUCUCUGGGUGGGCCCCGUUCGACACAUCCUUCUUCAAAAUACGGAUAACUUGGAGGCACUGUCGGCUCAAAUCCUUCACCCUUUGUUCACCGCUGAUCCGCAUGGUUUCAUGUCUUUCGUGGAAGCCCUUCCAUUGCAAAGUCUCCUUGCGGGUGACAUGGCCGAUGCCGGACAGUCAGAAUAUAUGCUUCUUUUUGCAUCUUUGCAAAUGGGAAAGAAGGCGAACCUUGUGCACGAGGAUUAUGAUUCAUCGAAGCAAAACACAUCUAAAGAAGGCCCUCGGAAACUAGUGUUGGACAGCCAGGUUAUUGGCAAAUUUUUGCUUCACCGAGAGUCCAGUAUCAGAAUUGCUGCCUUGUCUCUACUCGUCACAACGUUUUCCACUAUUAAGCCCUUUACAACAGCUGCGACUGCUGCCCUUUUGCAAGCACUCCCAUCUAUGCAUGCCGACUCUGACUCGUACACCAGAGGCGAGAUCAUGAGCUUAACGCGCAAGGUCAUCAUCCGUCUAAAGAGUGGUGUUCUGAAAAAGCAGGAUAUGUCAGACGCAGCUGUGCCAGCGACCAGCAAAGAUCCUUCGGGCUGGGUCCGGAGCGAUGACGAGACAAAGGAAUUUUUGAGAAGAUACGUCGAUUUCCUUCAGAGUGAUUUGGUGGUGACGGCCUCCUACCCACGUCACGCCAGUUCCUUGAAAGCUCUCAACCUCCUGUUGCAGUCUGGUCUCGAUCCUCGGACCAACAUUCCCCCUCUCAAGUCCGAAGUCGAGACCCGCUGGAAGCUGCAUAUCGAUGUAUUUAACCCCCUUUUGCUUCGAUUGCUGGUGGAUCUCCUUCUCGAUCCCUUCGAAGAAGUCCGACAAACAUCGCUUUCGAUUAUCAAUCUCUUUCCUCGGCAGAUUUUGCUGAGUGGAUUGAUUGAUGCAGCUGAGCGACAGCCGACAAUUGGUACGCGAUUGACCGAUGCCCUGGCUCGUGCGGAGAGUAUUGCGAGUAAAACGAGCCGGGCCGACAACGCCGACACUGUCGCUCGGCUGUACCACAUUCUAUUCUGUGCUGCUGGCAACACUGAGAAUGGUGCAGAUUGGUGGGCAACAAAGCAAUCAGUGGUUGAUACCAUUUUGACUAAGUUGGAAGAAAGACUUCUAUCUUCCAAUGGUCUCUUCAAUUCUACCAUGCGCGAGGCUCCCCUUCACGGAUAUAUGUCCGGACUUAGAUAUAUUGUUCUUAUGCCAAAAUUCUUUUCGUUGCUCUCACCAGAGUCCGAUUCCACCGCCUGGAGAUCUGUCCAUGACCGGAUUGUUGCCAUUUGCGACAAAGUCUGGCAGGAGGUCAAGCCCGUGUUAUGCAUUGACUCUCCCGAAGGACACACCGAUGAGCCGCUCGAAGAUCUCUCAGUGGGACCGAAGGAUAUUCUUUCUUACUCCUGGAGAGCUCUGCGCGAAUCGAGUCUGCUGCUUCACGCUACUCUGUUGAAUACCACCUAUGGGCCAGAUGGGAGCAAUGGGCUUCAGCUUGCUGAUUUCGAGAACGUUGGCAAGGCCAGUUUCACACAACUAGCCGAGUUGCGUCACCGAGGUGCCUUUUCCACGGUCUCACAGACGUUCGCUACAUGCUGCCAGCGGUGUAGCGACUCGAAAGACGCUUCUAUCCAAGAAUUGCCGAAGGGGUGGUACCGGGAGGCCAAAGCAACCAUUUUUGAGUCGGCUGCGAAACUCACCCGAAGAUCCGCUGGUUUGCCUGCGCUGGUUACGGGCAUUCUCGUUUCUAGCCCCGGAACACCGUUCUUCAAGCAGGCCUUGGGUGAGCUUCACGAGAUUUCACGUCUGCCUGUAGAGUACGACAAGGAUCAGCAGUAUCGGGAGCUUCCCCAGGUCCACGCUAUGAACUGCCUGAAAGAAAUUUUCACCAACACCAAACUGGGUCCAUUCACGGAGGACUUCAUCAUGCCAGCGUUGACUUUGUCUGCUGAGCGUUUGGGAUCACCUAUAUGGGCACUCCGAAACUCUGGAUUGAUGCUCUUCCGUUCCCUGUUAAUCCGAAUGUGCCGACUAGUUCCCGGUGUUGGAGCUGGCUUUGGUGGCAGUUCUGGAUCAGAACCAGGGUCCAAGAUCUCUUUCCCUAAAUAUCCUGGUCUGCUGGAACUGUUGUCAAAGCUUCUCGCAUCUACACAAGGAACUGUAACAGAAGGCACCGACAUUGUUACAGAGCGGAUUUUCCCUGCCCUUGAAUUGAUCGGAGAGAAGAUUCCCACUUUUCCCGACAAUUAUGACACUCUGCUUUGCGAUCUUGUCCUCGAGCAUCUGAAGAGCCCCGUUUGGGGAAUCCGAGAACACGCAGCUCGUGUCUAUGCCUCUUUGUUAACCCGGACAGACAUCCUUAAGGAUGUGCGUCAUCUUGUUGAUCUUCUCCAGAGCAACGUCACCGAGAAUUAUGUUCAUGGCACUGCACUUUGUGUCAGAUACUCUCUGCGCAGAUUCGCAGCUACAACGGAUGUGUUCUGGAAUUCACACGCCGAUGAGAUUCUCGCUACUAUCCGCUACGUUUUAGCGACUGUGUUCCCAACCGCCAGGUCUCCUUUCACUGCAACCGUGCUCGUGGAUAUCUUGAAUGAUACUCUUGAGCGAAGCUUUGAGGCUGGAAUUGAAGACCGAAUUGCUCCGUUCAUCAAUAAGAUCUGGGCGGAACUCGACAUUGAUGGCAUUGUUAGCUACAUCUUCGAUGCAUCGAAGGUAGGAUGGAAACUUGAAAGCAAGACUCGGGCAUCCUCCCUUCUUAGGAGAGCACUCUCAUGGUGCACGGUGCUGAAAAUGCUUGCUCUAGAGCGGAACGGAAUCUCCGAAUUCUGUCAUGGUGUUUCGCUCUUCGAUGCCGAUGCCGCGACUUGGAUCCUCGAACAACUGGAAGAAAAGCUUGACAAGGUCGAAAGACUCCGGAAACCUCUGGUCGACCUGUAUUCAUUUGUCAUCUUGAAUGAUGGCCCGGCAUCGGCAAAGACAGUGGCUGUCUCCAAUCUCGCAUCCAUUUUGGAAGAGCUGCUGUCUUCUCAAGCAGAUGUGAUCCCAGGACUUGCAUUGCCUUGUGAUAAUCUAGUCAAAAGCUUCCGACCGGAGGCGGAUAUCAAGUCAUGGAACAGACACGCCACAGACGGCGCACUUCGUCUUCAGGGAUGCCUUCUUGCAAUCAGAGGUUCCUCAAGUGAAGGACACCCCCUUUCGUCAGUCAAGCAGGACAUUCAGGGCUGGAUUGUGAAGCUGCGCUCUGCACUCGGCGAGGAAACCGAAUUUACGACCCGUUUUGCAGCGGUGCAAUCACUCCAUAGCUUUGCUCGGUCCUUGCGUCCAGUUGGAGGUUCUCCUCGCACAGACGCCUCGUUACUGGACAUCUACUUGAUCUUGUACGACAUGUUGAAUGACGAUGAUGAAGAACUGCGAGACAUUUCCGCAUCUUCUGCUUCGUGGGUGCUUUCAUACUCCGAGGUCUCGCCCGACGCAGCUGUCGCCCUUGGCCCACUGAACGCGAGCGCCCUUCUGGCCGAGUUCAUCGUCAAACACUACUCGGACUCUGUGCAGCUUACUCGGCGAGUGAUCCGCUAUCUCACUGGGCAAGAGCCUCGCAUCAGUGGAUCUGAUGAACAGACCCACCUCGUGGCCGUCUCGGACCUUGUCGCUGAGUACGGCCAGGAACGCACUGCGCUGUUCGUCGAAGAGAAGCAGAACCUGUUCAUUGACGAGGUACGCGAGAUAGAUGUCUGGUCUCCCGCACUUAAGCAACUGAGAAGAAACGCGUAUCCUGAAACUCUGGUGCGCCAGAUUUCUAGCUGGGUCUCUGAGGGAUUGGAGCAUCUGUCGGUGCACAUCGCUCAAGAUGCCGGGCGAGAUGGCCUGUUGGGUUGGAUAUCAAGGCCCGAGUCCUUUACACUAGGUGUUCGGCUCAUCAGCAUUUCAUCAAAUCUUGCAUCUCCGACAUUUGCGGCUCCGGAGUGGUUGGAUGUUGAGCCGCAAACGUUGAAAACGCAGCUUCAGUCGCUUCUCAGCGCUGGUCAAACCGCCGCGGUUCAUGACAACUGGCUGUUGAGGAUCCAGGCUGGGUUACUUUGGUAG